AUGGAAUUCUUAGUGGUAGACCACAUAUUGGCUUAUCGUAGAGUAUUGGGCAGACCUGCUUUCAAAGAUCUUUGGGCCGUCACUUCCAUCCACUACUUAUGUAUGAAAUUUCCAACUAAACAUGGGAUUGCUACGGUCCGAGGUGAACAGAUGGGAUCCAGGGCAUGUUAUUUGAACUCUCUGAGAAAGUCAGAGCCCCGAACUGUUAAUGUGAUCAUAACUGAAGUUGCUAAUGAAGUCAGUAUGGACGUGAAAAUGCUCGACGCCCCUGAACAAGGGCAUAUCUCCGAACAAGAGGAAGACGUCAACAUGGAAGAGGCUCCUGAACAAGGACACCCUCUUGAUGAGUUAGAUCCCCAGAUAAUUGACUCUAAACCAAAUGCAACCCCAAUGGAAGAACUAGAGAUUUUCUUCGCCAACCCAGAUGACCCUAGUCAGAAAAGACGUGCCCUCAACCCAAAAAGGUACGAGGCUAUCAAGGACGAAGUAGGCAAGCUUAGCCACAGUGGUUUCAUAAGGAAAGCCAUCUACCUGAAGUGGAUAUCCAACUCGAUCCUAGUGAAAAAACCUAGCGGGAAGUGGAGGAUACCCAUGUUCCGACCUGACGAGGAAGCUACUUCAUUCAACACAGACAGAGGACUCUACUGCUACAAAGUUAUGUCCUUUGGAUUGAAAAAUGCCGGAGCCACAUAUCAGAGACUGGUGAACAUGAUGAUCGCCGAACUAAUUGGCAGAACCAUGGAGGUCUACAUGGACGACAUGCUAGUCAAAAGCCUCGAGGCAAGCGAACACAAAUCGAAGGAGGUCCAAAGCCUCAAUGGUCAAAUAGCCGCACUUAGUCGCUUCAUCUCCAGGGCCACUAAUAAGAGCUUACCCUUCUUCAAGGUGCUUAAGCAAGGAAAGAAAUUCCAAUGGAUUUCUGAGUGUGAGAAAGCCUUUCAGGCGCUGAAAAAGCACCUUGGAGAGGCGCCCCUUUUGUCAAAACCUCAACCAGAGGAGUCUCUACUGCUGUAUUUGGCAGUAUCGGACGUGGCGGUCAGUGCUGUUCUAGUCAGAGAAGAAAAUGAGCGGCAGUUGCCAGUAUACAACGUCAGCAAAUCACUUCUCCCAGCUGAAACACGGUACCCUGACAUGGAGAAGUUGACACUUGCCCUCAUCACAGCCUCAAGGAGACUGAGGCCAUAUUCCAAGCCCACUCGAUCGAUGUUCUUACCAACUUCCCAUUGA
Molecule: messenger RNA, 1227 nt
Organism: Olea europaea var. sylvestris
Lineage: Eukaryota; Viridiplantae; Streptophyta; Magnoliopsida; Lamiales; Oleaceae
Exons: 4
Coding region: 1-1227 (408 amino acids)
Source: RefSeq, a predicted model, not a curated record